AUCGAAUCUAGCCUUCAGCCGGUUGUUGAAUAUCGACAAAUUUCACGUAAACAGUGGAACAGUAGCUGAGUAUUAUAAUAGAAUUUAAUACUUUUUUGUAAAGCAGAACUUUUGACAGUUUUUAAGAUUGUAAUAAUAAUAAAAAAACACAAUUUGUCGAAAGAAGGAUAAACAAGUGCUACGACAUGGGCUGAAUCCCGUGUCGAACACCACGCGUAUACGUGCGAUAUUUAUUCCAAUUAAUGUGAUGUCAAAAAAAUCAUGUUAUCACAGGAAUAUCUUAUAGAGGUACUAGCGCGAUAAUUCAUCAUCAUGCAAAUAAUGCUACUGUACAUUUUUCCUGGAAUCGUGGCCAACUUUGCUGUACUGCUGUAUUGGCCUGACUUAGCAUGGUACUCUUUUUACGGAUUUUUCACACUUUCCUGUUGUUUGUUUGGAACAUUUGCCGUCAUUCAAGUGCACAUUGCUCUGUCGCCAAAGCAUCAUACUGGGUUAGGUACUGUGAAAACUGUUGCAGAUAUGGAUGCCUUCAGGCACAUGAUUAUGAAAGGAUAUGAACCCAAGUUAUCAGCAGUGCGAAAACCAGCUCGAUAUCCGCUGGUCUUUACUAGAAUGGUAGAUGGAGCGUUACAGAAUCUUCUUGAUUUAGCCUUUAAAGAUUUUGUUGGAUCUUGGCUGGCAGAACUGGCUUUUGGCUCUGAACAAAUAGUUGAUAACAUGAAGCAAGACGUUUGGGGUGCUAUACAAAGUCUACAUGAUAGAUUGGCUCGUGUAGAUCAUACGAAGCUUGUGGCAUGCGAUUUGGUCAACAAAGUUACCUUUCAUUUUGAAAAGAUCAGAAUUGCCCAAGCUGCAGCAAUGGAGGGUGAAGAUCCAGUGUUCAUUCUGUCGGCACACCUCAUGUCACCGUUAGACGAAUUAGAGUACUUGAGAUUAGUUAGCGAGAUAUGUAUCAUGUUUUUUUUACCUCGAAGCUACUCUUUGUCUCCAGCUAAAUUUCUUCUCAGAGAAGUUAUCACUUGCAAAAUAUUAAAGCCAGCGAUAGAUCUAAUAACAGAUCCAGACUACAUAAAUCAGAAGAUUCUGCUUUACAUUGAACAACAACAGCUUACGGAAGCGAUGCAUAAAAAGACUUACGAGUAUGCAGAAUCGUUUGAAGACUUUAUCCAAAUGAUUAAGAACUCCAAGGAUUUGGAAGUUCUAAAACAUAUCAGAUAUAACAUAGUCACUGAAAUUAUGCAGGCUACAACUAUACAAAAUGUUAAAAGAGCUCAGGGACUAGAUCCUGAAAGCAAUAAUCUUGGUAAAUCAGAUGUUGUUCAGGCGAGAAAGUUGAAACGAUAUAUCAGUCAGUUAACGUAUGCCAAAAACAUUUGCGAAUGUCAUAUGCAAGCUCUAGGCUGGAAUGACUAUCCUGUACAGGAAAGUGACAUAUCUGAUCCAGCUGCAGUUGCGGAUGGUCGAAUAGUACCUUUACAGGUAAUCCUAGACAAUGUCACUGGACGCCGUUAUCUGUCUCAGUUUUUAGAGCAAGUCGCUAGCCAAGGAUUGAUCGGUUACUGGGCAGCAGUACAAGAAUUGCGUGCUGCUGAAAGAUCAAGUUGGCACCAAUUGGGAGCAGAAAUAUUUUAUACAUAUAUUAGGUCCCCGACUGCUGAAAUUAAAGUCGACAAGAAUCUGCGGAAGAGAAUGGAAAGUUUUUUACUGGGAGAUAAAGGACCUGAGGUAUUUUAUGAAGUUCAGGAGAAUGUUGUUAGAACUUUGGAAGAAAAGUAUUAUUCGUCAUUUCUCGUCAGUGAACAUUAUAAAAAAAUGCAGGAGGCAUUGAUCAACGAAAGAGCAGAUGAAGACUGUCUAUUGGAAGAAUGUCAGUUGGCGGAUGGAACUAUAUCUGAAACUUCUUCAUUACUGGUUGGUGAACAUUCAAAUUAUGCUCGUAGUAAACUUGAUCAGCUCCAAGAAAAGCUAAGCAAUAAAAUGCAAGCGUUACAAGCACUUAGAUCAUCGCUAAAACCAGAGAGUAGAGUUUUGAGUAUUUUGGAGAAGGAAGUCGAGUGGCUGCAGGGGGAAAGAAGGCAGCUCGAAGCUCAUUUAACUCAUACUGAAAUGUGGGCGGAACAUUUGGGGCACUGGACAGCAGAUGUUCAAAGUGCUGAGAUCCCAGAAAAUGGAGAACCGCCACAAUUUGUACUCGUGGUGCACAUGGCUGAGGAUGAAAAUAACGAAGAGAGUAUAUCAACGGGUUGGGUUGUGCUCAGAAGAUUGCCUGAAUUCCAAGAACUCCACAGAAAAUUACGUCAGUUAUGUUCAAACGUGAAGAAUCUUGAACUUCCCUCUCAGCCGCUGAAAUUCUUUGGAAAAUCUGACAGAAACAGUUUGGACAAAGCAAAGAUACAGAUUCAAAAAUAUCUAAAUUAUGUUUUGGAAGAUGAUCGUCUGAACCAAAGUGAAGCUCUGUAUGCAUUUUUAAGUCCGAGCUCUGAACAUUUGAAACACACAGCUCCAUCACCUAAAAAAUCUCGCUUUUCUCUAUCGACUCUGUUUAAAACUGGUUCAGGAGGCAGCGGCGAUUCCAGAGACAAGGACGAAGAAGAAGAUUACUCGUUAUUGUUGGAUGAUGGAGAAGGAGGUCGUAUGGGUAAUUCCGAUGGCAUGGGAUCUGGUAAAGAUGCGAUUGCUGAACCCCUUUACAACCUGCUUGGAGAAGUCUUUGAUCUUAGAGGCGUAUUUCGAUGGCUAAGGAGAUCUUUGAUUACAUUUGUUCAAAUUACUUAUGGUCGAACGAUAAACCGGCAAGUUAGAGAAACUGUAGGAUGGGUAUUUUCUGAGCCAAUGUUACAUUAUUAUAUACAAUUGUUUACAAAAUCGUGGUGGCCAAACGGCCAGAUGUGCGUGGAAAACAACGUUCGUUCUGAUGAGGAGAAAUUGAAAACUAGAGGAGAGGCUCGCAGACAAUUCUUGAAUAAUGUACCUGAAGUUCUGACCAAUUUGGUCGGCGCUCAAAGUGCCCAACGUGGAGCCACAAAAGUAUUUGAUUCGCUACAAAAUGUUUACCUGAACAAGCAGUUGUUUUAUGAUAUCUUCGAAGUCCUCAUGUACGAAGUAUUUCCAGAGCUACAUCCAAAAUAGAGGUGUGAUAUUAACGUGACUUUUUACUAUCGAUUAUUUGAUUUAAUCACCUUUCAACCAAACUACUGAAACGUGAAAUCUGUACAAAAACUGUUUCCCACAAAGAAGAAAUGGAGUGAAGAAAGUUUGGAGCAAAGAUCUAUUUCCAGAGUGGUAUUUUUUCAUAAUAUUGCUACAUUGUGAUAAUAAUUUGAACAAUGAUUUUAUUCGAUUUCAUCUCUACUGCCAAAUUCAACUUCGUUAUUGACGAAUGAAAUCGAUGAUUUAACAUUAAUUUUAUACUCGGUUCCAUUCCAAAUGAUAGAAUUCUCAGUAUCAAAGAGACAAAGAAUCAUGCAUAUUGAGUGUUGAUUAUGAAUGUGUGUGAAUCAUUUCAAACAUUAUCAAUAUUAUCAUGAAUGACUACUUAAGCGAGGCCAGUAUUGAAAUCCAAUAAGGAUUAAUUUUAACUUUCAAAUUUUAUAAGUCACAAACAUGAUGCAUAAUGUGAUUAAAUUUUCAGCAUGCCAGUAUGAUUGUAAAUAUUACACAUCGGAGAUAAAAAAAACAAAAUUAUUAUUAAUUAUUUAUUAUCUGUUAAAUCAUAUUAAUACUCUUAUAUUUUAUUCAGUCAGCCAAUGUGCUUGUUGUACUAACAAGAAAAUUGUUAAUAAUUAUCGUUUACAAUUUAUAAAAUUGAGGCUAUAGAUUUUAUUUGAAAUACUUUAAUUCAGUUGUUAUAAAAUAACAAGCAAGGGAAAGAAGGUAGAGAGUUGGCAGAAAAUGUAAUGCAUUAGCAUUUUGUUAUAUCUUUGAUUUUAUGUAAAUAUUGCAAUGUCAAAGAUACGUAAAAUGUUUAUUUUUCAACUUUUGAUUUCGAUUGAAAAACUCGUCUGAAUAACUAAAGUUUUAAUAUUUAAUUGAAGACUUACCAAAAAUCUUGUAUAGGUAUAUGUGAUUGUAUUAUUGCUAAUUCAGCGUAAUUACUUAAUUUGUAAUUUUUCAAUUUAUACACGUAUUUUAUACAGAUGUGAAUGAGGGACCCAGAUAGACAAAGUAAACUGAAAGAAAUGCACUAUUUUCGAAGUAUGUUAGUGAACCGCAUGUUUUCUGUGUCUUCAUCAAUAAUGAUGUAAUGACACAUCCAGACUCUUACCAUGUCUCCUAUAAAGUCAUUCUAUGAGGCAUUGUAGCAUCGACGUAAUCAUGCAAAAGUUAAUUUUUAACAAAUCAUUUGAUGCAUCCGCGUCUAAAACUUUACUAGUAAGAAAACUGCUUCUCACAUCCGGAAGCACUAUGUAUAAUCACUGGGGAAGAACUAUAUAUGUAUACUGCUUGAAUUGUGUCAACUGUAUCUGUCAGUCGAUCAGCAGCUGUACAAAUUUAAUGGUGUUUGUAAUGAAAUGUUUGAAUUGCCAU
Molecule: messenger RNA, 4527 nt
Organism: Diprion similis
Lineage: Eukaryota; Metazoa; Arthropoda; Insecta; Hymenoptera; Diprionidae
Product: sorting nexin-25
Exons: 12
Coding region: 313-3129 (938 amino acids)
Cellular component (GO): intracellular membrane-bounded organelle
Molecular function (GO): phosphatidylinositol binding
Source: RefSeq, a predicted model, not a curated record